Molecule: messenger RNA, 20613 nt
Organism: Myxocyprinus asiaticus (Chinese sucker)
Lineage: Eukaryota; Metazoa; Chordata; Actinopteri; Cypriniformes; Catostomidae
Product: histone-lysine N-methyltransferase 2D-like
Exons: 53
Coding region: 2896-17967 (5023 amino acids)
Biological process (GO): nervous system development
Cellular component (GO): nBAF complex; nucleus
Molecular function (GO): protein binding
Source: RefSeq, a predicted model, not a curated record
AAUGGACAUGUUCUAAAAUCCAUCUGGAUCAGGCCAAUGGCAGGGACUGUAAUGUAGGCCCACCCAACCAUUACCUUUAGUGAAGCAAUCAAAUUUUAAAGAUAAGCUUAGUAAGGCUCUUUCAAAACAUUUACUGUUCAAAUUAAUCCUGGUGAAAGCUGGGAAGGAGGUAUUAAUCUUGUCUAUGGGGAAGUAUGAUCAGAAAAUAGAGAGAAAAAGCAGUGUCCCAUCAAGUUAUGUUUUAUAAAAGGUUAGUACAUCAGUUUGCAAUAUAAAAGAACAAACUGAACCGCUGUGCAUAGAAUAGGCCUGUGCUUUGCAACUGAAUGUUGCAAUAUUAGAAUUUCAGUUUCCGUCUUUAAAACAGGCACGAUGACCUAAUACAGCAUGCUUGAGUAAGAUAUUUGUGAUUACAUGAAUACAUAUGACUGCAUUAUGGUAGAUGUUUUUAGUGUUCCUGAAACCGCAGCAUGUUCAUAAAUGGCCAUGUUUCAUUAUAGUCUUCUCCACUGUAUGACCCAAACUAUGCCACUGUGGUUUUUAAAUAGCUUGUCAGCUCAAACAACAAAUCUAAACCUGCUUGGUUUCUUCCACUAGGUAAGGAAGAAGUUGUUAUUCAGCAAUUCAUAUCUCCUACAGAGAAGGAAAAUACAAUAUUGAUAAUAUUUAAUAGGAUUUGUAAUUUUUUUUUUUUUUUUUAUACAUGUGAGCUUAUUCAUGGUCAUAUUGGUUUCCCUUUUCAUACCUUCAAAAGCACUUUUUUAUUUAAGGAAAAAUGUCUUGUAUUUUAUCCUGCCUCAGUUGUAAAGGCUCAUAAUAUGGACAACUCUAUUUCAAAAUGGCAACUCAUGCAUUUCCACUGUGCGAUCAAUAAAGUCUGUCUCAUUAUCAGUUUAUACUUGUCAGUCUAAGGAGAUGCACACCUUUGAUCAGGGAAUAUUUUGUGGUUUGAUCUGAUCUCAUUUUAACACAGCAUAAGGAAUACAUGUCUCUUUACAAAGAGCAGUGUCUGUGAGCAUCAGUGUUGGGUGAAAUCUGAUUACAAAGUAAUUAGUUACUGUACUCUACUUACUUUUCCAGUCAUAAGUAGUGUAAUUCUUGUAAUCAGAUUACAUUUACUGACAAAUUAAUUUUAAGUACAUUACUUGGGUUACACACAUUUCUUAACACAAUUUAUGUAGACUGCAUUUAAAACAUGAAUUAUGUUAAUAUGACCAUCAGUUUGCAUUUCUGUAACAGCUGAAGGGGGUACCCCACCUAACAAGUCAUUAUAAUGGAGAAACGAGUCAGGUUGAGCGCAUGACUUGCGUGCGACAAUGAAUUCGUUUAGCGGGAAAACAAAACCUCUUCUGUGAAAAGUGUUUCAGCAAAUACCUUAAAAGUAAAGUAACUAGUAAGGUAAUUACUUCUUUAAUGAUGUAAUAAGUAAUCUGAUUACAAUUUUUGGAAAAGUAAUUAGUAAAUUGAAUUACUUUUACUGAGUAAAUUACCCAACACUGGUGAGCAUUGUGGUCAGCUAAUAAACUUGGAUAGAUAGAUUUACACUCAAUUUAUUACAACAUCCAGAUAACAAUUCCAUACGUACACUCACUGAGCACUUUAUAAGGAACAAUAUAGUCCUAAUAAAGUUCCCAACGUGGUCUUCUGUUGUUGUAGCCCAUCCACUUCAAGGUUUGACAUGUUGUGCAUUCUGAGAUGCUAUUCUGCUCACUAAAAUUGUACAGAGUGGUUAUCUGAGUUACCGUAGCCUUUCUGUCAGCUCGAACCAGUCUGGCCAUUCUCCAUUGACCUCCCUCAUCAACAAGUUGUUUCUGCCCGCCACUCAUUGUAUGUUUUUUGGUUUUUGGCACCAUUCUGAGUAAACUCUAGAGACUGCUGUGCAUGAAAAUCCCAAGAGAUCAGCAGUUACAGAAAUACUCAAAUCAGCCCGUCUGGCAUCAACAACCAUGUCACGGUCGAAAUCACCGAGAUCACAUUUUCCCCCAUUUUGAACAUUAACUGAAGCUCCUGACCCAUAUCUGCAUGAUUUUAUGCAUUGCACUACUGCCACCUGAGUGGCUGAUUAGAUAAUUGCAUGAAUAAGUAGGUGUACAAGUGUGCCUAAUAAAGUGCUCAGUGAGUGCAUGUGUACAGAAUUAUCCCUAUAUGCACACUGGUUCAAUUCAGCAAGGCAAGCUAACUACAUUAGAAUGAAAUGGGAAAAACGAACAAAAACCAAAACGUUUCCAAAAAAGGAGCUCCAGCCGGUUUACUCACCUGACUGUGCAUUAACGGCCCGUAACAGCUCUACAACACUGUGUGGGAAAGGUGGUUAACAGAUAGAUCCUAUGGAACUUAGAGAAUAACACCUUGACACCUAUCUAAACACCACCUAAACAUGGCUCAAAGGAAGUAUUGCACCCCUAAUUUGUAUUUCCUGUCAAAAGUAGGGGUCGCAAUUGGACUAAAAAUUGGUGUUUAACCUACAUUUUAACCUGCAGCAGUUUGCACUCUGACAGAAAGCUAGUGCAGCUUCUCCUUCAAACUCUAUUAAAAGAAGCAAGUUUAUUAAAACAAGCGUGAUACUUUUCUCCAGUUUGAAGUCUUGGUUGCGGGUUAAUCAAAGCUACGCAGUCUGGGUUAAAGAAGCAAGCAUGAGAGUCCAGUAUGAACUCAUUUGAUUCACUGGUAUCGGCCAGCCAAAAUAUUAAUAUCAGGUAGUUUUGAAAACGUUUGCUCGCCCGAUAGCACUUCCCCCAUCAACAACAAACUAGUUAACCCUGCCUAGCCAAAGCUAGCUUAAUGAAAUGAAACGGACCCCAGCGAAUAUUAUCCGGAGGAUUGUUCCGAUCAUGUACGAGGACGUUAGCAGCGCAUUGUAGGUCUCUUUAAUAGAGAUCUUCUUCAGAAGUAGGAAUGGACGAGCAGAAAUCAAACUGCGACGAAAAUGAUUCCGAAACCGCAGCUGAUGAUGGGACCCCUCCAAAGGAGAGCGUCCAGGUUGAGGGGGACCUGAGUGCCCCUGUUGCUGCAGAGAACAUCUCAGGCACUACUGUGGACACUUCCAACUCAUCAAUAGAGACUGUAAGGGCCUGUGCUCUGUGUAAUUGUGUGGAGCGUAGUCUGCAUGGACAACGUGAGCUCCGGUGUUUUGGACCCUCUUCUGAUCAGCCCAACUUGGAGCCCACUGCCUCCUCUCUGCCAGCAGCUGGAAACGAUGACCUGUCUUCCAUUGGAUUCUCUGAAUCCUCUUGUCUGGCAUCUCUCUUUGAUGACACGGGGAGCAGCUGGGUUCACCACUGGUGUGCUAUGUGGUCAGAGGGAGUGGAACAGACUGAGGAUGAGGUGCUGAUAAACGUGGAUAAGGCAGUCAUCUCAGGGAUACAGCGGCCUUGUGAUUAUUGUAAACGGUUGGGUGCUACCAUCCGGUGCCAGGCCGAAGGCUGCUCACGGUUCUACCACUUCCCCUGCUCAGCUGCAAGUGGAUCAUUCCAGUCCAUGAAGCAGCUGGCGCUCCUCUGUCGAGAGCACAUAGACAAGGCUGAGGAGAUCGCCGGAGAGGAGGCACUGUGUGCAGUCUGUGACUCUGCUGGGGACCUCUCAGGUCUGCUAUACUGUACAGGCUGUGGGCAGCACUAUCAUGAUGCCUGUCUUGAAAUCAGUGCCACACCACUUCAGCGUUCUGGCUGGCAGUGUCCAGAGUGCAAGGUGUGCCAGACCUGCAGGCAACCAGGGGAAGAUUCAAAGAUGCUGGUUUGUGAUGCUUGUGACAAGGGCUACCACACCUUCUGUCUACUGCCAGCCAUGGACUCUGUACCCCCUGACUCAUGGAAGUGCAAACGGUGCCGUGUGUGUAUUGACUGUGGCGUGCGAGGGCUGAAGCUUCCUGGCUCUGAACAUUGGUUCGAGAGCUACACAGUAUGUGAAGGCUGCCAGCGCAGGCGCACCUCUGUCUGCGGUGUUUGCAGUAAAGCAACAGAACCCUCUGUCUCCCUGCAACAUUGCUGUGCCAUCUGCCACAGAUGGGUACACAGUGAUUGUACCUCUCUGUCAGGAACUCCUGAGGAGAAAUGCAUCUGUGUGCUCUGCAAAGAAGCCCCAGAUGAGGUUUCAGUUGAAUCUGAGGAGGUGUCAUCCACACAAGUGGAUGAGAAAGCUGAUUUGGAGGUGCCUAUGGAGUUGGGGGUUGAGUCAGAGGUUGUGGAAACAACCGAAGUAAAAGAAAGCAUUAUGGAAGUGGAACUACGGCCAGAGGGCACUGAGAUCAAUGUGCACAGUCAGGUAUCUGCUGAACAGCAGGCUCCUAACGCUACAGUUGCAGAUGUUGAUGAGAAACAAAAAGAGGAGGGUAUCAGCAAUGAAAUAGUCACAGAGGUUGUUGAGAAAAAAUCGGAAGACUCUCAGGACCCUCCUGUGAAGGUUAGUCCAGACAACCCUGUCCCUGACACUUUAGAGGAAGUCCAACAUGAUGUAGCUGAAACUCAUUUAGAAAGACAGGAUAAGUCACAAGGGGAAGACAAGCCUCCUCAAACUGAGACAGAGUUGCACAUUACAGAGGAGAUCACUGAAACAAAGCCUCCAUCGAGUCCAUGUUUUCAGACUACUCAAAUCACACUCCCUGUUUCGGAAGAGGUGGGGUCCGAGUCACGGCAAGAGGAAGCACUAGAUCGGACUCCUUCCCCUGCUCCUGUGUCGGAAAUGCACGCUGCAUCUGACACUGAUGAUAGAAUGGGCCAGUCUGAGGAUGAAGAAGAGGAGGAGGAGCAGGGGGGGGUGGAUGAGUCCUUAGAGGAGGGUCUGCAAAAAGAUGAGAGUCAAGGGGAAGAUGAUCAGUCCAGGCAGGAGUCUCAAGAGACUUAUACAAAGCCAGAGCUAGUCCUCGAUGAGACAUCAAACAUCAGCCAUGGUGACGAGAGCAGCAGCGGUUUCCUUGGCUCUCCAGCUGAGGCAGACUCUCAGAUGCUGUCCAUGGAGCUGGUACAAGCCGGCAGGACCCGUUCUGAUUCUUUGCUCACUGAAACGGAGGACUCAUUGCCUUUUGACCCGCUGAAGCCUGAUGGAGAUAAAGUGAAGCGUCGGGGUUCUCCAGGGCGCUCACGAAUAAAACAGGGCAGAGGCAGCGGUUUCCCAGGGAGACGUCGGCAACGUGGCGGUGGAGGUGGAAGAGGCCGUGGGCGGUCACGUCUCAAAGCAAUGGCCUCUUGCAUAGAUGCCUUUCUUUUAAGCAUGACUGCAGACACUGGACUUAGCAAAGAGGAAGAUGAGGAGGAAGAUGACACCAUGCAAAAUACUGUGGUACUUUUCUCCAACACUGAUAAGUUUGUCCUGCAGCAGGACAUGUGUGUAGUGUGUGGAAGUUUUGGACAAGGUGUGGAGGGCCAGCUUCUAGCCUGUGCUCAGUGUGCUCAAUGUUAUCAUCCAUAUUGUGUAAACAGCAAAAUCACCAAGAUGAUGUUGAGAAAAGGCUGGCGUUGUCUUGAGUGUAUUGUGUGUGAGGUGUGUGGGAAGGCUUCAGAUCCUGCCCGUUUGCUGCUUUGUGAUGACUGUGAUGUCAGCUAUCACACUUAUUGCUUGGACCCGCCCUUACAGACUGUGCCCAAGGGAGGCUGGAAGUGCAAAUGGUGUGUGUGCUGUAUGCAGUGUGGUGCUAGCUCCCCGGGGUUCCACUGUGAGUGGCAAAAUAACUACAAUCACUGCGGCCCUUGUGCCAGCCUGGUAACAUGUCCUGUGUGCCGUGAGAACUUCAUGGAGGAGGAGCUGCUUCUGCAGUGCCAGCACUGUGACAGAUGGGUUCAUGCUGUAUGUGAGAGUCUUUACACUGAGGAUGAGGUUGAACAAGCAUCUGAUGAAGGCUUUGCCUGUACAGCCUGCACUCCAUAUGUCCCCAGGCCUAUUGUGGAAUCUCCCAUGAUGUCUGCUUUCAAAAUUAAAGAACCAGAGCCACAGUUUUAUCGUCUGGAGGGUGUCUGGCUAACUGAGACGGGCAUGUCUUUGUUGCGUAGCAUGUCCAUGUCACCACUGCACAAGCGCAGACAGCGCCGGUCUCGACUGGGCACCUUGUGUAUUGAUGAACUGAAAGAAGGCGAGGUUGAUUGUGAUGAGGGGAAAGGGGGUGCAGAAGCAAUGGAGUGUGAACCCAAACUUGAGGCCCCUGGGAGCCCAGACCGGGAUGGUGGAGUGGACAGAGAAAUGGGGGCAGAUGGAAGUGUAGAGGGCUUGGCUGACUGUGAAGGUCUCAAAGGGGGAACAGAGGAAACUGAAGACGGGAAGAAGCGAAAGCGUAAACCAUACAGACCAGGGAUUGGAGGGUUCAUGGUCCGGCAAAGAAAAUGUCACUCACGAAUGAGGAGGAGUCUGUCUGCCUCUGGUGAUGGUGUUCCUGAAAGGCAAACGACUGAAACAAAACUUGAGGAAGGCCCUCAUCCUGACUUACCUCUAGAUGUGCCAGAGGCAAAGACAACAGAUGGAGAUGGUGAGCAAGCCAAGAAGCGCAGAGGUAGAAAGAAGAGCAAGUUGGAGGACAUGUUUCCUGCAUACCUGCAGGAGGCUUUCUUUGGCAAGACAUUACUUGAUCAGAGUAAGAGGGCUUUUCUUGCUCCUCCAGCCCAUAGGCACGUGCAGGGCAUUCUGAGGCCCCCACUCCCUGGGCAUGGGGCCAGAAACACAGCCUCUGAACCAGUUGAGGUCAUAGUUAGGCCAACUGGUACCCCCAUGGAACUAAAGCAAGAGGGCGAGGGAUCCAAGCCUCCAAGAGAUGGAGCAGCAGUUGGGCCAGGAGCAAGUGGGCAACUUUCCAAAAAAGAUCAGUGCUCAGAAGAUACUCCUGAGUCUGACUCACAGAAGAAUGAAGAUCACCCCCAAGGACUGGAAAAUCAGGACUCAGAGCAGUUCUUCCGGAAGGUACUUGGACCCACUGAGGGGAGCUCUGUAAGUGGGGCACUUCAGCCUAGCAUUAAGCCUGAGUGUGAGCCGAAUCAAAUUGGUUUGCCCCAAAGAAACCUCCUUCCAGGUGCUUCCUUAUCUGGUGCACUGCCCUCGACUGGAAUGAUGGACUCUUUUUCAGGUCUCUCCCAGUCCCCAUUUUUUGACAUGCGUGAUCGAGGUGGUCUUUUCAGCCCAGACCAAGAUGAUGAAAGCCCAUGGGCAACACCAUCCACUCCAGCCACCCCUUCCACUCCCCCAACUCCUACUGAACAGGAAGGUGAUGGCCUCACAUACAAUCAGCGUAGUCUAAAGCGCUGGGAGAAGGAUGAGGAAUUAGGGAAUCUAUCUACUAUCUCUCCUGUGCUCUAUGCUAACAUGAACUUCCCUAGUCUCAAGCAGGACUACCCUGACUGGACAAGUCGUUGCAAACAAAUAAUGAAGAUUUGGAGGAAGGUAUCAGCUGCUGACAAGGUUCCUUAUCUGCAAAAGGCCAAAGAUAAUAGGGCUGCUCAGAGAAUAAACAAGGCACAGAAGCAGGCAGAGAGUCAAGUAUGCCGGCCUGUCAAAACUGAGCCUGGUCGUAUUAAAGGAGAGCGUCCUAAUUUGCGACUCCAAAUUCCUCCACCCUCAGGCUCUGUAUCCACUUCCUCCCAGCCAAGCUCUGCUGAGAGUCCAUAUCCCCUUGCCCCAGACUCUGCAUCUUCAACCUUUUUUCCUGAUGGACCACACAAGACUCCUUGCUCAGCUGAUGUGCAGACAGACCCAUUUUCUAAACUUCCUUCUAAUUCUCCACACAUUCAGUCUCAGCCAUCCACCCCAUACUCGCAGGCUUCUUCCAGCCCCUUGCCGGCCUCUUCCUCAGGUUAUCUUUUGCCUUGCCCACAGGGUGCUACUCAGGGACGUCCAGACAGUUUUGGCUCCCUUGACAUGCAGCCAGGGACUCCUCGCAGGGCCCAACUGGUUGACCCAUUCUUUAGACCACAGCAACAGAUCCCCAAACAUCAGCAGUCGUCUCAGGAGGCCUUAGGUCCACCUGAGAGUCCUCGAGCUAGGCCUAGUGGGCCUGGAGACUCUCAGAUAUUCUCACCGCCCCAUACAACUCAUUGUGGUGACCCUUACCGUGGCCUGCAUGGAGCUGGCCGACAAGAGCUCAAUGCUUCAUCUCCAUCACCAUCUGCUAUAGUUUCUUCACCUGCUGGGAUGGUACCAGUUAGUGUCCCCUCACCACGUUCUUCUUUUGGCAGACAGGAUUUAAGCUCUGGUUCUCCUGCUAGUUUGGACUCUGGAGAUGGGCUUUUUAAAGCACCCAUGACUCCUCGUAUGCAUCAGGGGGAUGCAGGUAGCUUGUCUGUUUCACACACCCAAAGUGCAUCACCUAAUCAUCCUCCUGAAAACUACCGCCAGUCUCCCUCCACAUUCUCUGACCCAUAUGCCCAUCCUCCCCUCACACCACGACCUCAGUCAGGUGAUUGUUCCUCUCCUUUACCACAAAGGCUUCCUGCAUCUCAAGAAACUUAUCAAAGAUUGCCUCCCAGCCCUCAGUCACAAGGCAGUUCUCAGUCACCUGUCACACCAGGAUCCAUUUCCAACGAUGUACUUUCUGUGCAGUCACCAGCCACCCCACGCUUUCAGUCACCUGACCCUUACUCCCGCCCACCUUCACGACCUCAAUCCAGAGAUCCCUUUACCUCGCUGCAUAAACCCCCUCGCCCAACUUCUGUAGCUCCAGAAGGUAACCCCCCCUUCAGAGGCUCACCUCAUACUAGCCAACCCCCCUGCUCACCCUCAGUAGCAGAUCCACUCUCUGGAAAACCCCCUGCUUUCAGUUGCAGUCCUGGUAUAGGUAUUCAAAUGGGCCAGCAACAAGUAGGGUGCCAGCAGCAGAUUACUCCUCAGCAAGCUCAGGUUCACUUCCAACAGUCACAGACACAACCAGUGGGUGCUGAAUUUAACACAAGAAUAGCACUUCCAUCUGGAAACCAAGAUACAACUUCUGUGCGGCCAUCAGAUGCUCCACAUUUACCCACCAUGCCAGGGAUGCAAGAUAUGUCAGACAUGUCAGUUGGUCAGGAUCCAGCACUUGGGAGCCUUAGUCCAUCUGAGUUAGAAAAGAACAGACAGAGGCAGCGAUUAAGAGAAUUUUUGAUCAGACAAAAAAUGCAGAGAAAUUCACUUCGCCAAGAGAAGGAAGCACUUGUGGCAAGUAAUCCUGCACAGAGUUGGCCAGGAGGAGAAAUUACAGUCUAUCAGCAAGACAAAAGCCACCGGGCACCACCUCCUUACCCUCAGGACAGAGCUGUGGUUGCUCAGGCAGCCAUUGCCAACAGGAUGCCUCUGCCAAUGGGAGCGAUGGAUGAAAAGCUCUGCCGCCCACUGCCACCAGCAACUAUGGAGCCCAGUGCAUUAAGGCAAGCUGCACCCAGUAUUUCUCAGGGGAUGUUUCCUCGUCCACCAUUUACUGCACAGUGGCAAACCGAAGGAGCUCCACGGAGGUUCCAACAGCCAACCUUGAUGGAAGCCGUUCCCAGGCAGCAAAUUAAUACUCCCAUCAACAAUGCUCUCAACAUGCAGUCAGUACAGAAUAUGCCAAAUCCUUUAGCAGGGGUGCCAGUCUCUGGAGUAGAGGCAGUACAGGGCUGUUUGUCAGGAGCUCCACCUCAGUUUAUAGAGUUGAGGCACAAUACCCAAAGGAUGCCACUAGGUCCUCAGUUUAUGCAAAGGGCGCCUAUUCCCAGACCACGCCUUUUUCUUCAACAACCAGAAAUGACUGCUGCUUUUGUUCAGCAGACUCUACCCCCAUCUCUUGAUGCUUCAGCAGAGGGGAUUCGUGAUCCCAGACUUGGGUUACAGCAGGGUGAAAUGGAUUUGUUGAUGCAACAAAAAAGCAAUGUACCCCCUCGUCAGUCUCAAUCGCAGUCCCAACAGGUGCCAACAACUACACCCAAAACACCCAUUGCUCACACUACUACUCAACAGCUUCCUCCAACAAAUACAAUAGGACGUCAACAAACUGUUGUGAAUCCAGUUGACAUGCCCGAGCCUGACCUAGUGGAUGCUUUUGCUCCUAAAGGACUGGGUGAUACAGUGGCAGAAACCGGAGUAGAGGAUGAUGAUCUUGCUACCCUUGACUUGGACCCUGACAAAGGCGAUGAUGAUUUGGGAAACCUUGACAAUCUUGAGACCAAUGAUCCUCAUUUGGAUGAUCUGCUCAACAGUGAUGAAUUUGACUUGCUAGCUUACACUGACCCUGAGCUUGAUCAGGGUGAUCCCAAAGAUGUUUUUUCAGACCAGUUACGGCUUGUUGAAGCAGAGGGGGAAGGAUCAGGGUCUUCUGCUAAUUUAGAAAUCAAGGUUGAAGAGAAACCAAAACUUGAAUUACCUUGCCGGGGCACGCACGCAACUGCCACUCACCCACCUUUGAAGACUGAGAGUUCGUCUACUACCAAUACUUUGAGCUCUCCUAAGGUAGAGUCCUCUGAUGCCAAUAGACUGUCUUCUGUAAAACUGGAAGACAAGGAAUUGGUUGAACAACAACAAACUUCUGUUAAAGAUGACAUGGGGGAAGCUGUGUCAGUGUUGCUCAGUGGAGCAAAAGCUUCUAAUCAAUCAAAGACUGGAACCGCUUCAUUGAGCACCGUCCGUUUAGGUGGUAUACCUUUUCCUCUUCCCAGCCAAGCAGAUACUCUGUCUUUUCCACCAGCUACACCCCAUCCAGACCUGGGAGAUGAUCCACUUGAGUUGCCAGAAGCUGGCCACCACUCCACAACAGAUGACCUUGACAAAGUAGAAAGCUCACUAGCAGCAAGUGAACUUCCUUUGUUGAUACAAGAUCUUUUGGAGCAUGAAAAGAAGGAGCUUCAGAAACAACAACAGCAGUUAAGUGCUCUACAGGAAGGGAUUGGCAGUCAGCUUCACAACAUUCAAAAUCAACAACAGCCUCCACAGGGGCCAAAUCAAAUUAUGAUGCCACAGCACCACCAUCCGUCCCAAAGCCUUGUGCCUCAAGCAGGUAUGGUGCCCAGGCCACCUCAUAUGUUUCCACAACAGCAGCAGAGGUUAGUUGGUGCUGCCAUGCCUUCACCUCCCCAUGCUGCAAUCGGACAGCAGCAAGGCAUGAUACGAAGUGCACAGCCUGGCAGAAUUCAUCCUGGUCUUACUCCUCAGCAGCAGACAGCACCUCCCCCACAUCUUGUAAAGCAGAAUUUGGCAAGCAACUUGUUACCAGAUAAAGAUCUAGAUAAAUUCAUGACAGAUGACAUUAUGGAUCCUAUUGCAAAGGCAAAGAUGGUGGCUCUGAAAGGGAUUAAAAGGGUAUUGGCUCAAGAUCCAAUGGGUGUGCCACCUGGGAUGAACAGACAGCAAGUAUCACUUUUGGCUCAGAGGCUAACCUCAGCCCCAGGAAGUGAUGAUCCUCAGGCUCAGCUUGCAUCUGGGUCUUCCAAGGAGGGAGAAUGUAGCAACCAGGUUCAAACAAGACCAAAUCCUCCACAAUUUGGCAUCAUCAAUGAUGCAGAGCAACACCAAUAUGAAGAAUGGCUUGUGCACACCCAGCAGUUGCUACAAAUGCAGCUGAAGUUCCUAGAGGAGCAGAUCGGAGCACAUCGCAAAUCGCGCAAAGCUCUCUGUGCCAAGCAACGCACUGCAAAGAAAGCAGGGCGUGAAUUUGCAGAAGCAGAUGCUGAAAAGCUUAAGCUGGUCACAGAGGAACAGAGUAAGAUCCAGAAACAAUUGGACCAGGUGCGUAAGCAGCAAAAGGAGCACACCAAUCUUAUUGCAGAGUAUCGAAGUAAACAACAGCAGCAUCAGCAAGGGUCUUCCAUGCUAGCUCCUGGUCCCUCUACACAGGCACCCCAAAUGCUUUCUAAGAUGCCUGGACAAAUUAUUAUGGGCCAACAAGCAGGACCAAUUAUUGGUCAGUCUCCUGGAGUGAUUCCUCAAGGAGCAAUGGCUCAAGGAGGUAUGCCAAUUAGAAUGCCACAGAUGCAACCCUUCAGUGGAGCCCAGCCUCCUCUGCCACUUGGACCUGGCACUGUGCAACCGGUCCCACCUCCUGGCUUUUUCCCACAAGGCCCUGGUGCACAAGGACCAGACCCAAGAGUUCUACAGGAGCGACAGUUACCGCAUAGGAUGCAAAUGGUCCAACAGUUGCAGCAGCAACAACAGCAGUUGAUGAUUGGGCAGCAGCCUAUGCCACAUCAAACUCAACAGCCUGGUAUAAUGAGCCAGCAGCCCGGAGCCAUGGGCAACCAGCCAGCCCAGGUUUUGAUGGGAAAUACACUUAUGGGACAACAGCAACCAAACAUACAACAAGGGUUAAUAAAUAACCAACAGAGUCAGCUGGGGUUAAUGCAGCUUCCAAAUAUGAUGGGGAACCAAGUUAUUGGGCAGACGCAACAUAAUGCCAUGGGUCAGCCAGUGACACAAACUGCAAAUAUGAUAGCAGGCCAACCACAGGGCAUGGUUGGUAAUCAGCAAAUGGUUCAGCAGCUUCAGAGACCUCAGGGUUUGAUGGACCAACAUGGGCCAGGUGGGCAGCAUGUGGUUAGGGGGCCACCAUCGCAGCUCACACCUCAGCAGCAGAGUUUGUUGGCUCAGCGCAUGCUCAUGUCACAACAGCAACAGAAUGCUGCAAAAAAACUUGCCCAACUUCAACAGCAGCAAAUUACACAACAGAAACAACCAACACAGACUGGUCCAUCUGAGCCUCGAAAAACUUUAGAAACUCCAUCAGGGAGUACCCAAGGAGUUGCUGAGAAUUUGCAACAGGGGGUUCAGGGCCUGACCCAAGAUCUUCAGAAUCCUGCCCAUAAAGAUGGAGGAAUACUUAGUCCGAAAACACCCCCCCAACAGGGUGGACCACCUAUGCCACUUCAGGUGCAGCAACAAGGGUCUACUGGGGAGCAGCAGCAACGUGUUGUUGGACAGCCACAGCAACCACAUGCUUUUCUGGGUCAACAACAGACAGCACAGCAGCAACCAAACCAGAACACAUGUGUUACAGAACAACAUGGCUUUAGGAGCAACCAACAGGCAGGAUCCCACAUUCAAGUACAACCACAACAACAGAUGCAACUUGGUCUUCAGACUCAGAACUCCAUACAGAUAAAACAGGAAGAUCAACAAAUGUGCUUCAUGGCCCAACAGCAAGGUGGUCAGAUUGCUGCACAACAACCACAAGAUGUACUUGGCCAGAAUAGUGGCCAGACUCAAACUACGAUGACUAGCAUUGCAAAUCAACAGCAGCAAGCCCUGUUGACCCAACAGAUGGCCAUGCCUAGAGGUCAGCAGAUCAUGAUUACUCAAAGGCCUGGUGCUCCCACAGGACAAAUACGCACCCCUAUUAACAUUCAGGCCUUCAUUGCGCAGAACCCUCAACUUCGUCACCUGACUCCCAGCCAACAGUUGCAGCAAAUUCAGGCAUUGAUUGCUCAGCGACAGCUACAGCAAGGUCAGAUGCUUAGAAUGCAAGGUCAGGCCCAGGGGCAAAUGUGUCCCCAGGUCCUACAGGGGUCAGUGGUUGGUCCAAGAAUUCCAGGUCUUGAAACACAACAGCAGCACCACUUGGGAUUAGCAGGUAAACAUGGGCCAGCUGGGACUCUGCAACAACCAGGAGCAAUGGGACAACCUACUGGUAUGGCUCCACAGUACCAUCAAGGCUCUGUGGCGACUUUGCAACAGCCUUCUCAAGGACCCUCACCGCAGUAUAUCACUAGUGCUCAGCAGCAGCAGAUGUUGCAACAAGUACAUCAGCAUCAUAUGAUGAGGGGGCAAGUGCCCAGGCCAAUGAUGGGUCAGGUACGUACCACAGCACCUGGGCAUGUGGCCAGGCCAAUGUCUCCUCGCCAGUUAGUGGGUCUGGGUUCUCCUGGAAGCCCACUUUCUAAUCAGCAAAGGCUCAUGAGAAUUUGUCAGACCCCACCAGGGCCCCAACACCUUCAGCAACAACAGUCCCAUGUCGCAACAGUACUGAGCCCCUUUCAAGCCUCUCCCUCUCAUGCAGGCUCUCCUGCAGGGUCUUCAAUUCCAAAAGCUGGUUCAAGCCCAGCAUCUUCAAAUAAACAAGAGCCAGGCACUAUGCCUCUCUCUAGUCACUUGUCAACACCAUCUAGGCCAGAUAGUGUUGCAGGAAAGAGUAGCCCCUUUAGCCAGAAAGGGAGUUUAAUAGCCUCUCCUCUAAGAUCUCCAAUUGCCAAGACUCCAGGACCUAAUAUUGAAGCACUUACAGUUCCCAUUGCACUCAAUGGUCCAUCUCCUCUGUCAAAACAGAACCUACCACAAGCUCCAAGUGUCACGCAGACAUCUGAGGGUCAUAUGUCUCAACCAACUGCAGUGCCCAGUGAAAUGUGCAAGAUGAUGCUGCAAAACAUCAAACAGGAGCCACGUGAAGUUCAGUGUGACACAGGAGGUAGUGUGGAAGCCCAUUCUGAUGCUAUUAAGAGAGAAAUUGCAGGAGAGGCAGUCAGUGUGAGCAGUGCCACUGCUAUUGCAAAUUCUGCUCCAAGCUCCAGAAAUCAAGCAGGAGAUCUUGGAUCCCAAAUCCAAAGAACAGAGACAGGCCAACAGCUACUGCAGAAACUUCUCCGAACCAAAAACUUACAACUUGCAUCUCAGAGGCCCUCAGAUGGUAUUCAUAAUGAGAUAAAUGGUCACAUCAAUAGCAAGCUGGCAAUGCUGGAGCAGAAACUUCAAGGAACUCCACGCAACAUGGAGGAUCUGCAGUCACUCACAAAGAGGACUCCAAUAGUCAAGACCAAGCGUACUACAAAAGCUGGAGACCGUGGUCCAAACUCUCGUAAGAAAACUAAAAAAGAAGAGGUUGGAAAAACUGAGGCAAUAAUGAAGCAGCUGAAGCAAGGACUUUCUCUUCUUCCUUUGAUGGAGCCCUCCAUUACUGCUAGUCUAGAUUUGUUUGCUCCUUUUGGCAGCAGCCCAGCUAAUGCCAAGACUCAGCUGAAAGGCUCAUUUGGAAAUGCUAUGCUGGAAAACAUUCCGGACUACUAUUCCCAACUCCUUACUAAGAACAACCUGAGCAAUCCUCCAACACCACCUUCAUCACUUCCCCCCACUCCACCUCCUUCCGUGCAGCACAAACUUCUAAACGGUGUGACCCCUGUAGAGGAACUAGCAGAAGGUCAGAAAGAGACGGAGCCAUCCGAGGAUACCACAGGUUCUGUUCCAGAGGAGGUAAAGAGUGUAGACAUACUAGCAGCUCUCCCCACUCCACCACACAACCAGAAUGAAGAUAUACGGAUGGAGAGUGAUGAUGACAGUGAUGCUCCAGACAGCAUUGUGCCCGCAUCCUCACCUGAAAGCCAACUUGGAGAUGAGGCAACCUGCUUCCCCCAUCUAUUGGAUCCCAAAGAGGAGGAUGAUGAGAGGGCCAUAUCUCCUGUUAUCCCCCUUGUUCCUCGCUCUGCCAUCCCUAGUUUCCCUGAGACAAAACCUUUUGCCUCAACAGAUGGAAAGGUUGUACCCUCAUCCAGCCAGUGGGACAAAACCAAAAGCAAUGAAGUGUCUGUAACCUUCAUGCUUUCAUCAGAUGCAGCAAAGAAUCUCAACACAGUAAUGUUGGCUGUUGCCCAACUGCUGCACAUACGUAUGCCAAGUUCUUAUGAGGUGACUUUUCCCCAUAGUCCUGGUAGACCAGGGGUUGGACCUGGGAAAGUAUCUGACUCCUCCAACCCAGGAGCCCUUGGUAUGAAGACAGAGCCUUCUGCAAGCAAUGAUGCUGAAUGGCUAAGGCAGUUUGAUGUUUCCCUCCCAGGGUGUACCCUGAGAAAACAAGUGGACAUCCUGGCUCUCAUCAAACAGGAAAGUCAAGAUCAAGAAGAUAGACCUGCUCAGCACUGUUACAUGACUAAUGUUUCGGAUCUUGAUGUGCGCCACCUGCCUGUUAUUCCUGUGGAGGUAUCUCCACCUCCAUCACCAUCCCCACCUCCACCCCCAUCAUCUGCUGUAGUUGAGCCUGAAAAUAUACCUCCACCUGAGCCCAAACCAGAACCAGAGGCUCCUGUUCAGACUACAUCAUCCUGUCCUUCAAGCCCAAGCACCCCUGUCAAGACCAAAUCUGAGAGUGCUAUAGUUAAAUUGGAGUCUCACAGCUUCCCUCUUACACUAGAAUCUGAAUCUCAGGAGCCAGCUGUCCUCCCUCCAGCUGGUUUAUCGGAAGAACAACCCUCUAUUUCAGCCAGCUCUCCCUCACCCAUGGACUCCCCCACAGUCGAGAUGUCCCUUAAACCCAUCAAACAUCGUAGCAGGCCCCUUUCUGAUGAAGAAGAACAACGCCCCAAGGUCAAAAAAUGGAAGGGCCUGCGAUGGAAGCGUCUUCAGAUAGUCAUCACCAUUCGCAAGGGAGGAUCUAAGAAAGAGAACAGCCGUGAGGUUUCAGAUCUCAUGGAGCGCCUCCGCAUUACUCUGAAACCAGACAAGCUGCCCAGAGACAAGCGCAAGUGCUGCUUCUGCCACGAGGAAGGAGAUGGCGCCACAGAUGGUCCUGCACGUCUUCUUAACAUCGAUGUAGAUCUGUGGGUGCACCUUAACUGUGCUCUGUGGUCCACUGAAGUGUAUGAAACACAGGGUGGGGCUCUUAUCAACGUGGAGGUUGCCCUUCGUCGAGGACUACGCACCCGCUGUGCCUACUGUCAGAAGACAGGUGCUACUAACAGCUGCAACCGUUUGCGCUGCCCCAAUGUCUAUCAUUUUGCCUGUGCCAUUCGGGCACGCUGCAUGUUUUUCAAGGAUAAAACUAUGCUCUGCACUCAGCACAAGCUUAAAGGUCCCAGUGACGAGGAGCUCAACAGUUUUGCUGUGUUCCGACGUGUCUACAUUGAGCGUGAUGAGGUGAAGCAGAUUGCGAGCAUUCUGCAACGUGGUGACCGCAUUCAUAUGUUCCGUGUUGGCGGGCUCAUAUUCCAUGCUGUGGGUCAGCUCUUGCCCUCUCAGAUGUCUGCCUUUCACUCACCCACUGCUAUCUUCCCUGUGGGCUACGAGGCCACACGAAUUUACUGGAGCACACGUGUGCCAAACCGAAGAUGUCGCUACCGUUGUCGCAUCAGUGAGCAGGAAGGCAGGCCCCUGUUUGAACUGCGUGUACUAGAGCAUGGAUAUGAAGACCUGCACUUCCGAGACGCUACUCCAGAUGGCAUCUGGUGCAAGAUUGUGCAGCAGGUUGCCAAGCUGCGUGAUGAAGCGGCCAUGCUGAAGCUCUUCACUGAGCAUGUCAAGGGAGAAGAGAUGUAUGGACUCACUGUUCAUGCAGUGAUGCGAAUCACUGAAUCGCUUCCUGGUGUGGAAAUCUGUCAAAAUUACACAUUCAGAUAUGGUCGCCAUCCUCUCAUGGAACUUCCUCUCAUGAUCAAUCCUACUGGCUGUGCACGAUCAGAACCGAAAAUACUGACUCACUGCAAACGGCCUCAUACUCUUAACAGCACGAGUGUAUCCAAAGCCUAUCAGAGCACAUUUACAGGGGAGAUCAACACCCCCUAUAGCAAGCAGUUUGUUCAUUCUAAAUCCUCUCAAUACCGCCGACUAAAGACCGAGUGGAAGAACAACGUGUACCUUGCCCGCUCUCGCAUUCAAGGACUAGGUCUGUAUGCUGCUAAAGACCUUGAAAAACACACAAUGGUCAUUGAGUACAUUGGUACUAUCAUUCGCAACGAAGUGGCAAAUCGCAGAGAGAAGAUUUAUGAGGAGCAGGUUUGUAUGCGUCAAGCAAUGUCAUACUUGCACCAUAUACCAGAUGUGCUUUUAUUUUUUUCUCUUUUCUCUUUUGUUGUUUUUUACAACCAGAACCGUGGAAUCUACAUGUUCCGCACCAAUAAUGAGCAUGUGAUUGAUGCCACCCUAACUGGCGGUCCUGCCCGUUAUGUCAAUCAUUCCUGUGCACCCAAUUGUGUCGCGGAAGUUGUGACGUUUGACAAAGAGGACAAGAUUAUCAUCAUUUCCAGCCGCAGGAUCCCAAAGGGUGAAGAGCUGACGUAUGACUAUCAGUUUGACUUCGAGGACGAUCAGCACAAGAUCCCCUGCCAUUGUGGAGCUUGGAAUUGCAGAAAGUGGAUGAACUAACAGGGACAGAGAAAGAGUCAGACCCAUCUUUGCUCCCUUGUGCCAGAACACUCCUGCGCCAAAGCCUGUUAUAUUCUUACUGUCCAGAUAAUAAGCUGUUCUGAAAUGAGGAAGACAAGUUCACUCACACUCACCUGAAAGACAAGACUUUGUUAUUAACAAGAGCCAAAGCUUUGAAGAGUAAACUUUUGUGGCCACAACCUUUACAGAUGAGCUCAAAGGUAUUGGACCUGCUUAAAUCUUUCUUGUUGAUAAAAUUCACCUCUGCCAAAAGCACCUCUACUUCCUCCACUGUUUGCUCCUACAAUAAGCUGACUCUGGCUGCAAUCAAUCCUUUCUACAUCUACCAAAAUAUCUGAAACUAUAGCAUAUCAAUACACUUAGACUAGAACUCAGUGAAGAUAUUUGAUUAAAGCCAUGUAAGUACUCAAAAAUGAACUAAUACACUUUAGCUUGGACCUAUCCUUUCUGCUACCAUCCCGUCGCCCCAGAAAAAUGCUCUCCCAUCAAAUCAUCAAUGAAGAUAGACAUCGUGGACAUUGGCAAGACAAUCCUGGAGUGGCUCUGCUUAGAACUUUGUAUCUAUGAUUGAUGAGAUAUGAUAACUUUGAAAUACUAUUGACCUGUGGCUCAAAGGCACCAGAUGUUUUAUUAUAUUGAGUUAAAAGGUGGAUUUAUUUCACCCAGUCUACCUCAUUGAGUUUGUGGGAAGUCACUGCUUUGUAAUAAACUGUCAAGUGCUACUGUGGAACGGGAAAGGCAGGAAUGUGUCCAUGGCAAUUGCCUUCUCAGAUAGCAGGGAAACAUAAGCAGCAGGUUUGCUCCUAUCUAUAUUUUGCUUUCUGAUGAUUUUUAACGAUUACAAUAGUGAGCCAAUGCAACUUAUUUGAUUAUACAAAGGAAAUAACAGUAUAUAAAAGUUCCAAUAUCAUGAUGCAUUACUUAGAGCAAUCAAAACUCAAACGGGUGUCUCCGAGGCCACCUUAUCAGACUGUAGGUACAAUGUAGCUGUUUCUUUGCCUCAGUGCAUUUGCAGAUCAUGCUUUUAGUGUGUAAACGCUCAUCCAGAUCCUCUCUUACAUUCUUAAUGAUGACAAGGGCCACAGCAUAAACUUUGAGAUGAUGCAGAUUUAUGUGGGUGCAAUUUGAAAGUUUAUCGUAAAAAUUUCACUAGGCGAAUAAAAGGUAACUAGUGAUGCAAGACUGCCACUGCAUUUGACAUGUUUUCCCAUCUUGAAUCCUUACAUCCUGUGUUCAUUAGAUCUACGUUUGGAUCUCAUCACUCCAACCCAGGACCCUUAGGUGUAAGCCUCUUCCCUUCUGUGAUAGUGGACUGUUGUAAAAUUACUGUAGUAAGUCUUUCUCUGCCUGCCGACAGCCAGUGUAUCUAAUCUAUGUAUUGUGGUUUGAUAGUGGUAGCACAGUCCACAGGCUUGAAGCAGUGCCAGAGGAAGACUUAAAAAAAGGGCAUUUCUAGUUUCUUUUAUAUUAAAGUAAUUUAAAACGGUUAAAUUUUAAAGAAGGGAGUUGAACAAAGUCUCCAACAUAACCCGAGCUACUUUGUUCCUUGCUCCCCUGACUUAUAACCUCACAUUAAAAGAAAAUGCAAAAUGUAUAAAUUGUACAUAAUAGGGGACUAAACUCUUUAUUCAGCCCCUUUUUAAACAAAUUCAAAAUUGUAGAGAAAUAAAUUUCCUGAAAAAAGCAACCACUGGAUAUCAUUUUAUCAGACAAAACCUAAAUGUGUAUAUAUAUAUAUAUAUAUAUAAAUAUAUGUAAAUGGCAAACUAAGUAAUAUCUUUAUGUAUAUGAACCAGAGUGUUUUUGCAUUUUAACUUUUUUUCUAACCGCAUUUUUCCUACAAAACCAUAUACAGUGUAACUAAAAGGAUGUGUGAUGUCUCUUGUCUUUUGAGUGGUUGUGGUGAAUGAGACAAACAUUUAAGAUGGGAUUCAUGUUAGAAAGUUAUCCUGAUAAUAUUUCUUCUUCAUAGAAAUAGAUACUUUUUGAAAGAAAAGCAGUAAAAUGGUGCAUAGCAUUUGUGUAUUUAUGUAAUAUUGUUCACAUAUAUUUCUUUUAUUUAUGCUACUGCUUGUGAAUUACUGAACCCAGUCCUUGAAUCAGUGACAAUUUAACAAGUAUAGAGUAAAUGGAAAAUCUUGAAGCUCCCAAGAUGAUACUGGUUUUGAUUAGUGUCUUCUUUUCUUUUCUUUCCUCCCUGUAGAAGUGAAUGUUUUAUAUGACUUGUGUAAAGGCCUCAUAGCCGGAGUGUGGUAUGACUUAAAUAAUCAGAAAUAUCUCCAUUAUAACAUGUGAAUUGCACUCAAAAUUAUUUUUAUUUAUACACAAGAGGUUUCAGAGCUAGUAUUGGAUAUAGUUAACUCUUCUGCUUUCUUUUAAGGGUAGUCUGUUAUUUAACAAAGUUGUUUACUGGAUUUUAGCCUGAGUAACACUUGCCCCUUUUGUUAUUUUGAAAUAAUUUAAGAUCUCUCUGCAAAAGUUGUAAUUAAAGAAUAGAUCCUGAUUUUGCUUUUGAACCUGACAUACUUUUUUUUUUUUUCUUCUUUUUUUUUUUUUAAGAUGCUGUAACUGUACAGCAGAGCUACUUUUAGGGAAGAUGAAUAAAUGAUCAUUUUUUUUAUUGUA